Schistosoma guineensis is the source of this 2734-nucleotide messenger RNA. The record is from the annotation of a GenBank genome assembly. NCBI's taxonomy places the organism in Eukaryota, Metazoa, Platyhelminthes, Trematoda, Strigeidida, Schistosomatidae.
UGAUCAUUCAUUUACAUUAUCUAAUCGUUUAUACAUUUUAAACAAGCUAAAUAUUAAACAUAAAAUAUGAUGUUUAUUAGUAUAUAGAAUUAAUAUAUCACUAUUCAUAAUCGUUUAUUCAAUGUAUAAUUAUUUUUGGAUAAUAACAUUGAUUAUUAUUAUUAUUAUGAUUAUGAUCACUAAUGGAUAUAUUCAGAUGUUACGUAAUGAUAUAUUACAUUCAUUAGGACUCAAGCAGUUUGUAAUUACCUUAUGUACAAAUGUUGAAGUAAAUAGUUAUUCAAAUCCAAUGAUCAUAGAUCAACAAACAUCAAUUUCCUGUCCAUAUAGAACAACUUUACAUAUUUUUGAUGCAUAUUACAGUCAAGUACUUGACAAAAAUUCACAAUGCUCAAAUUCACCUGAGCAUAUUGAAAGAAAUCUAAAGUAUUUAGAUAGACCAACUACAAAGUUCAGUCUAAUAACUGAAUGCUAUGCUAAAUCAAUUGGACAGAUUGUAAAACGGUUGUGUGAUGGUACAAAUAGAUGUGAUUUAAUUCAUCAAUUAAAACAGAAGAAUAUCACAAAUUGUCCAUACCCAUCGGUUUUACAAGUAAAUUAUACAUGCUUCCCAGUCUAUUCUAAACAAGAAGUUAUUUGUGCAGAUUCUUAUGUUGAAUUAUCCUGUAAAGCGUUUUCUAUGGACAUGGGAUUAAUAAUAUUAGAAGCUGUACUUAACCAUAAUCUUUCAAUACAAUUAACUUCACCUUCCGAAACAAGUUUGCAAGGAUGUUUAAGAUCAAAUGCAAAUGAAAUCUCAUGUCCUUCAAUUGACUCUAUUUCAAUUAUUUCAAAUAAAUGUAAUGGAUAUUUAACAUGUACUGUUAGUCCAAAUCUAGUACUUGAAUCAUUACAUCUAAUUAAUUCAAGAAAGUCUACUCUUUUUAAACAAAUGUCAUGUACAAAAUCUUAUCUAUAUUUAAGAUAUACAUGUGUGCAUAAUUUAUUGUUGGAAAAUACUCUUCGUUCAGAGGAUUCAAAGAAUUCAAUCAAACUUAGAGAAAAACAGACUUUUAAACCAAGGAAGAGACUAAACAAGUCAAGUGGAAACGGAAGGAUUAAUCAUAAAAUGAAUGAUAUGAAUGUUAUAUUAUUUAAUGAUAAUUUAAGUCUUUACUCUGGUCAAAUAGAUGUGUCAACUUCACAACUGAAUUCUGUGGAACCUAAACCAAGAAGUCCAAAUAUUGCAAUCAAUAAUGAACUAUUAAGUGUACUUAACGAAUUAUCUGUUUCUCCAAAGACAAAACCAACUCAUAUUUAUCUUUCUGCUUUGUUACCUUCAGUACUGUGUAUAAUGGUCAGUUGUAUAUUUGCAAUAGGUAUAUUAUGUCAUAGAAAGCAAUUAUUCAAGAAAAAACUUAAAUCCAACUACAUUUCUAGAAUAUUGCAUAAUCCAACUUAUUGUGAUCAACAUUCCACGUAUAAUGUUACAAUUGAUGAUAACAAUCAUGAAACCGUUUGUCAAUCAGAUUUGCAAACAAAUCAUUCAUAUUUGAGUAAAUCUGUCAAGAAUUGUAUAUCUGAAUGGGAGCGUGGAAAAAAUUACACUCCUUAUUUACAAUCAUUACAACAAGUAAAUUGUUCAACUGGUCAUUCGACUCAAUAUUGUCCUAAUUGUAACAAUGAACAAAAAGAUCUAUCACAUUUAUUUCACUAUCAAAAUAUUUCAUAUGGUGAUAAUGAUAUUAUUAGUAAUAAUAAUAUUAUAAAUCAGUCAGUUAAGACAAGUCCGAAUUCAAGUGGUCAGAUGCCUAGUACAGAGAACUCGUUUCCAUUGACUAGUUCUGAAAUGAUAAAUAAAACAGAGAAUUUGUCCCCGUCAUCAGCAAAAUGUUUAUCACAUGGAUUUGUCAACAAUUCAGUGAUGCAUUAUAAUCAGUGUUAUUCAUCUCAAUUUAACCAUACUACUGGUUUGAGUUAUGGCAAUUUUACAAAUGGUUCCAAUAAUAUUAUUAAUAAUAAUAAUAAUGAUAAUAUUAAUAGCAAGCAAAUCAAUCAACAGACCAAUACUCUUAAAUCAAAUGAACAUGAGGACGAUACUAAACCAAAACAACUUCAUCCCCUAAAUGAUAGUUUAGUAAGUAAUACAAAAUUGUAUUUUUAUCAAGAUGAUGAACUGAUUCCUAAUAUUCAUGCAAAGUUAUAUGAUGUUAAUAUUCAUGAAAAAGAAAAGGUCACUUCUGGUUCACAGGAGAAACCUGUAAAUGUGAAUAAAGGAGAUUUAUCGAUAAAUUCAUCAGAACAAAUAAAUUGUAAAAUUAAGCGUCGAUUAGCACCACCGUUAUUUAGUUCUGGAGAUGAUUUAUUACCAAAUUAUAUGAUGAAUACAAAAUCACCAGCCCACUUAAAAUACGGUAUAAUACCUGUGGUUCGAUAUCCUUACGAUUCGGAUGAUCAGUUAAAGGAUUCAGAUUCUGAUGUAUCGAGGUAUCCUCAAGCUAAAGAUUCGUUGAACUAUUUGAGAAAUUACGAAAAUAAACCUGACAUAUGUUUAAGUGUAAACAAUGAUAAUUCAAACCAAAAGUAUUCAAUUUCUACUUCACCAACAUUUAAUAUGCUAAAUCCUAAUAGGAGUCAAUUAUCUCGUACUGCAUCGGAUCAUAAAGUUCAAAAUCCAGUUAGUCCUUCAUUGAUCAGAAGUGUAACUUCACAAAUAACUAAUAAUUCAGCUAAUUCAUUUGUAAAGAUAUCCUAA